UUUGAGUGCGGUCUCCUGGGAAGUCCUCCGCUUUAUUCGAUUUCUUCGUUCUUAUUCGUCCCUCUUUUUAGCUUAACGGUGUUCGGAACUGGGAGAAGGGUAAAAAGAAAAAGCAUAUUCUUUGCCAUCUCGAGUCCAUUUUUCCUGAAGGCCAGCCUCCUGACCUGAAGCCGGAGAAAAGCCUUUUUUCCCCCCCUCCUUUUUUAGGCCAUUUUGUGACAAAAAAUCUUUGAGUUUACCCUCAGGAGAUUCCUGAAUCCCGAGAUCUCAGUUAGAUCCAGGUGGUAGAAGAUUGAUUUGAAGAAAAGGGACAUCCUUUCAUGGGGGAAGAAGCACCCGAAUACCUUCUAGAUGGACUUGAUAAAUUUUCACCUCUUCGGUGUGAUUUAGAAUCCCAAGGCUAUCAGACAGCUACGACCGUAGGCGACAAGAUAUAUGUUAUUGGAGGAUCUGAUGAUGGAACCAAGUUGUCGAUGAAUGUCAAAGUUUUUGAUAAGUUAACAGGAAUAUGGUCGAUUCCUACCGUAUUGGGUACGAAACCUGUGCCAUCUAAAGGUCACUCAGCCGUUCUUUUUAAUAAUGAUCGGAUAUUGAUUCUUACGAGGGACUCUCCACUGGAUGACUGCACCUGGUUUCUUGAGGUGAGCACCCCUUUUGUUAAAGAGAAGGAUAAGAUACUUGGCACAGAGGUGGUUGCCUGGAGCAAGGGGGUCAGAGGUGAUGGCCCAAUGCCAAUUGUCAUCAGUGGCCCUUCUGGAGUUGGUAAAGGUACCCUAAUAUCCAAACUUAUGAAGGAAUUUCCAUCAACUUUCGGGUUUUCUGUAAGUCACACGACGCGAGCUCCAAGAGAGAAGGAAGUAGAUGGAGUUCAUUACCACUUCACAGAAAGAAGUAAAAUGGAGAAAGAAAUAAUGGAUGGGAAAUUCCUUGAAUCUGCAUUAGUUCAUGGAAACCUUUACGGAACAAGUAUUGAAGCAGUUGAAGCAGUUACAGAUGCUGGGAAGAGAUGCAUUCUUGACAUUGAUGUUCAAGGUGCUCGAUCUGUGAGGUCUAGUUCUCUGGAAGCAAUAUUCAUCUUUAUCUGCCCCCCAUCAUUUGAAGACCUUGAGAAGCGCCUUCGUGACCGAGGAACUGAGACUGAGGAACAGGUACAAAAGAGACUGAGAAAUGCGAAGGCAGAGCUUGAUCAAGGAAAAUCUCCUGGUCUUUUUGAUCAUAUCUUAGUGAAUGAUGUUCUUGAAACAUGCUAUAAGAAUCUUAAGAAAAUACUUGGUUUGGAUGAGACUGCUGAUGCUUUGUAUCAACAAUCUAUGAAGAAUCACAAGAUCCCUUUAUGUUACUCCAUAUCUAAAACAGAUCAAAAAUUUCUGAUACAUGGUGGAAGUAAUGAGCUGGGAGCGGCAACCCCUACCUCGUUCAUGCUUGAUGCAUCCUUGCUUAAAGGAGGUGCGCCUGGCCGGACGAGAGGACUGAAAAUAUAUGCUAUUGACCCAUUAACUGAUAGUCUAAAUUGGAUUGAACAACUUUAGCAACCAAAAGAAAUGAAAAACCUAAUCAAGAUAUAUGCAUCGGUACUGGCUAUCUCAGUUUUAGAUCAACUUGGCCUAAAGUUAUAAAAGUUUACACUCAGACGUAGAGCAAUGUGGUUGUCGAGUUCAAAUUGCAUAUUAAAUAGGUACUGCGUGAUUUGUACUAUUGUUACAGCAAAAAGUUUUCUGGAGACAUUAUUUUAUGUUCUUACUUUGUAGGUGAGAACUAAAUUUAUUAUUCUCUUCACUGGGACAUAGGAGACAAUAAAAUGCAUGUCUUAAUCUAUGCUAUCUCCAGGGGUCUGUUCUUGAUGCAUUAAAAUUUCUUUUAGUACUUUAUAACCA
Messenger RNA from Phoenix dactylifera (date palm), 1874 nucleotides. RefSeq names its product guanylate kinase 1-like. Gene Ontology annotation, molecular function: protein binding; GMP kinase activity. Gene Ontology annotation, cellular component: cytosol. Gene Ontology annotation, biological process: purine nucleotide metabolic process. The record is from RefSeq and is a predicted model, not a curated record. NCBI's taxonomy places the organism in Eukaryota, Viridiplantae, Streptophyta, Magnoliopsida, Arecales, Arecaceae.